UGAGUUCCGAAAUUGAAAUCAAUAAGCGAUGUGCAAUGUUGUGUGUACAUCACGGACGGUGGGAAAUGGCGAUUAUGUCAAAACAUCGUGUUAGAUCUCAUUGUGCUUGAUCGCGGAAUCAUUAUUCAUCAGCGAAAUGGCUCGCAAUAGCAAGAAGAAACUCGCGAUAUUCGCGGGUACAUCGAAGUGUCUAAUUUACGCAGAAGCAAAGUUUUGUGCCUCUGAUUUGCCUGGAGAUGUAAAAUAUUAUGAAUGUUCGAGAACAGAAUAUUGUUGUGCUUUUGGUUGUUGUGUGUCACCUGGACUCCAUUUCCAUCAUUUAUGGUACUAUUGGAUCCUGGUUAUAAUUAUGUUCCUCGUGUGUUCGGGUGGUGGGUGGUGGUAUCGAUACUGGUUGCAAGGCAGAUAUAGAGCAGCAGCUUCAGCUAUUCCGACACGAUCUUCCAAUACCAGAUCUCAACAUUCUCUUCGCAAUGCGUCUUGUCAAGCGCAGCAAGCUCGAAUUACAUACAAUUCAGCCAGAAAUACCGUCCUAUUGCAUCGUAUGUGGAAAGGUCCUCAAAGAAACACAGCAGCGCCAAUGUAUAAUAGUAAUGCAACCACUUCAACGCACUAUCAGAAUAUGAACGUAGUGUUGAACGAUACCAGUUGCCCUUACUAUCAAUUGUACGGUCCACCGCCUAGUUACGAGACAGUGAUAGCGCAGACACGCGGGAAAAUCUCCAAUCCAGCCUCACCGGAAUCUUCUGCGCGAUUGAAUCUCCAAACGGCGAACGUGAUACCAAAUCCGAGUGUGCCGCAAUGUUUCUUCUACACUUGCAAUUCUCCAGCCAGAUUGGUAGACUCGAAUCAAAGUGACAACGCGACUUCCCGCCAGCUCGACAAUCACGAGAGUGUUCCGUUCGCGCAUUUCUCGCAAUAUUGCGUACCGAAUGGCGCUAUAAGUCAAAACAUGUGCGUCCCUUUAGAGUACCCGGAGGAAUCGAUCGCCUCCGGAGGAAGCAACUUCAGCCACAGUUACAGUUUACAGAAUAGUCCGCAACGGCUGCCGGCUUAUCCCACGGACAGAUCGUCCGAUGCCUCGAAUGCGGAAAUUCAGAAUGGAUCCGAGGGAUGCGCGAUGCUCAAUGUCGAUACUGCGAUCAGCAGCUACAGAGAAUCGUGCCAGAGUCCGUGGCACGGAAAUAACGAUCAGUCUCUAUUAAAGGUCCACGGUAAGAUUGGCGAAAACCGUCUGUCUCGACAAAGAUGCGCGACAAUCGCGGAGAUGCGUAUUCCCUCGUCUAAAUCGGAGGAGAGCGAAAGCGAAAAUGAACUAAAGCGCAUAUGUCCCGUGAUGAUUGCGAGCCGAAGAAAUUUCCCGAGACAACGUACGGAUUACGGCGGUUCCCUGCGAUUACCUCGCAGUCAGACCGGAGAUGUCAUUUAUCAAGGCGACAGCCUCCAAAGAGUUUCCUCGAAAAAAGAUUCGUCCUUUAAUUCCAAUCGCACGGCAACUUCCGAGAACGCGCUUCGUAAUGCAAAUUCGCCGGGACAAGAGGCUGUCGCGGGCUCCUCUCAAUCAAAUCCAUCCAAUAAUGUGAUAUUAGAAUCUUUUAUUUUUGAAAAUGCGCAAUUGCCUCCGAGUGAAAAUGUCGAAGAGGCGCGUGGUCUUCGUACAAUGAAUCGGAGUACAAACUUUGAUCUUGAAAGUAAACACAAAUUAAACAGAUCAAAGUCGCUAGACUGAAUAUAAAUUGAAAUCCUUUAUCCUUGUAUUACGCGAUGCUUAUAUAUUCUUGUAUGUCUCUGUUAUUCGCGCGUAAUAUAGCAAUACAAAACAUGAAUAAUCGUUCGUUAUCACAUUAGAAUAAUCCUCAUCUGUUUCCGAAUAUCGCGAUUCAAAAACGGGAGGAUUCUAUUUUAUUAAAAAUAAUGCGAUAUACAUAUAUCUUCUUUAAUACGUACAUGUUUAAUGAGAUAUAUUUCAUUCAGCGAUAUUCCAUAUUUAUGUCGACUUCAUAUUAUCGUUUCGCGUUACUUCAUCGUGUCUUAAAUUGUCGAAUCUGGUGAUUAAAUCUCGUGAGAUGUAUAUAUAUAUAUCAUCCAUUAUUCUCUCGCGCAGAAUUAGCGAACAUAAUAUUAGACGUUAGACUUAAAUUGCACUUUCGCAGUAUUUUUUGCAAAUGAUAUAUCGCAAUUCCGAAGCUAAACUAUUUUUUGAUUACCUAUUAAUAUUAAAUAUUAUCUAAGUGUGAUAGGUGAUAGUGUGAUCUUACGUACGCCGACAAAGCAUCUUAUUUAUUCUGAUAUCUGCGACACAUACUGCCACGAGAAGAUCUUUUUCAACGUUGUAUUAGAUAUUGAUCUAAUUUUUAAUUCCUGCACUAUACUUAAAUGUAAUUUAAGAUUUCGGAACGGAUAAAAACGGUGUUUCAGAAACGUUGUAUUUCCACAGACAGCGGCCCAAUUUAAUCCACUUACGCACAAAAAAAAGGAAUAUCAAUCAUUGUGUUUCAUUUCUCUAUAUCGAUACGUAACGAUAUGUAAGCAAAUAAUUAUCGCACAUUUUUUUAAUCCUCGGAUGGAAACGCACUUGUGAACAAAAGUCUUUACAGAAGAGACUAAGGUCUUCAGAAAAAAAAAACAAAAAAGUAAUAAAAUUUAUUUUUUAAAUAUUAUAAUAUAAAUUUCGACGUAUUUUCUAACGAUAAUAUUGAUAUCGAACUUGACAAAUGCCGAAAUAGUCUCGUUCUUUGAGCUAUACUUCAAGUCGGUCAAGCCAGUCCUCUAUAUAAGCCUCUAUCACACACAUAUGUGCACAUUAAUAUUAUCUCGAUAUUAAAAAAAAAAAUGAGUAAAGUUAAUUACUACACAUUGCACACACGUAUUUAAAGGUAAGAUAUAGUUAUCCGAAAUAAUUAUAUAUAGUUUGUUCACGAUUAAAGCAGGGAUAUCCUGCUGUAAUAAAAAUGCGACCGCGUAAAGAUAUAUAAAAAGCGGAAGUCGUUCAAAAAAAAAUUGAACUUUAGGAAAGCACGAACGCGAGAAAAUAUAUACGGUGAAAAUAAUUUAUUCUAUUUAAUUCCACUUGAUAACACGCGAUUGUAAAUCGUGUUUGUAAAAGUAACGCGUUUCUAACAAGUGUUUAAAAUCUUCGCUCUCUUCUAUUUUUUUAUUCCGCAUACACAAUGUGCAAGAAAAAAGACUGUCCUCGUGCUGUGACAUGAACGACAUUUAAUUUAUAAUACUUUUAAUCAAUCAAUGGCAACAUUAAAUUGCAAUGGUCGAAUUAUAUCGUUUAGAUAAAUUGGAGUUAUAAGCCAUUUACGCGCUACACCUCUUCCAUUAUCUUUUGAUACAAACACACGUACAAGUACACAAUCAGUAUUUUUUAAGGUCGCAGAAUAUUACGUCGAAUGCGCUAAUCCUUCAAUUUAGAUUUCUUGAAUUAUAAUAGCGGUCCAAGAAACGCAUACGUGCCAAUAGCGACAAGUCCGUUAGAUAAGCAAGAGUAUAUUGGAUAAGCGAGACAUAGUCUCGUAGCCAAAGAAGUCUUGCUUUAAAAUGCAAAACAAAAUAAAAGAUAUAUAUAUAUAUAUAUAUAUAUACAAUUAUUUUUUGUAACCGAUCCUAAUUAAUAAAUGGGGGCUGUUUAAUGAGUCCGCGUGAUUAUACAGUACCAUAUAAGCUUGUACUAUUGUAUGUCGUGUGUGUAUACAUAUAUGUGCAUGUGUAUGUAUAUGUACACACGAUAAAUUACGAUAGAUUACGAAUCUAGAAGGAUUUCUAGUCAGGAGCAACUAUAUUUUGUGUGCGUGCGUAGUCUGCGCGUCAUAUUGUAUAGCUUUAAUGAGCUCUCUAGUUUGAACGAUCUUCUCACCAUAAUGUGCAAUCAUGUAUUCGCGCGGAAUCAAUGACAUUGUAUAAGAUGCUAUACUAUAAUGUGAAAGAAUGUCUGUCCGAAAUAAAGACACGAAAUAUUUAUUCACGUA
Messenger RNA from Nylanderia fulva, 3974 nucleotides. RefSeq lists its product as uncharacterized. NCBI's taxonomy places the organism in Eukaryota, Metazoa, Arthropoda, Insecta, Hymenoptera, Formicidae. The record is from RefSeq and is a predicted model, not a curated record. Gene Ontology annotation, cellular component: cytoplasmic vesicle membrane.